AUGUGUGCACAUCGAGCAGCUAGACGGGCAACUUUAGAAAAUUUACUUUCAUCAUUACAAAAUGAAUUAAAUUUAAAUCCUUCUCAGCCAUUAUUUAAAUUAACUUAUACCUCUUCUCCAAAUUGGCCUUAUUAUUUAAUAGAUUCCACUAAUAAAUCUCGAAAUAAUCCAACAUUAAAAAUUGCGAUUUUAGAUUCAUCAUUUAAUCCACCCACAAAAGCCCAUAUGCAAUUACUAUUACAAUCCGUAAAAAAUCAAACCAAUUCAAAACCUGAUAAUAAUUUUGUACCUUUUGAUGCCUGUUUAUUACUUUAUGCGAUAAAAAAUGCUGAUAAAACACCAUCACCAUCUGAUGCCGGGCCAGUGGAUAGAUUAUUAAUGAUGGAAUCUUUAGCAUCACAAAUUAAUUCUACUAUCAUCAAGACUGAACCAACAUUCAAUUCUCUUCAGAAUAUUGCUACUGGUGUGAUAACUCAUCCAUUAUUCAUGGAUAAGGCGAAAGCUAUACGAUCUUAUCUUAUUAAUAAUAAUAAUAAACCAUCUCAUUCCAUUGAUUCUUCUAACGGCGUUGAUAAUUCUCCUCAAGUUUCUCUUUACUUUAUUCUAGGUUUUGAUACUGUAAUACGUUUAUUUAAUCCUCAAUAUUAUUCAAACAUUUAUAAAGAACUUAAUUCAUUCUUUGAAAUUAGUAAGAUUAUUUGUGCUAAUAGAGAUGGAUAUGGUGGACGGGAAUUUGAAGAAAAUUUUUUUAAAAGUGAUAUUAUAAAAGAAAUUAUUGGUGAAAGUGGAAAACUAAUAGGGGUGAAAUUAGAUGAUGAAUUGGCCAAAAUUUCGUCAACUAAUGUUAGGAAAGCUGUAAGUGAUGCAUGGAAUAUAGAACGACAAGAAACUGAUGAUUAUGGUGAACGAGAAGAAAUGAUUAAAAAUAUCUUAUAUAAUUUUUGUCCUGAAUCAGUUGCUGAAUUUAUUAUUCAAGAAAAAUUGUAUAGGAAUAUACGUUGA
Messenger RNA from Racocetra fulgida, 1002 nucleotides. NCBI's taxonomy places the organism in Eukaryota, Fungi, Glomeromycota, Glomeromycetes, Diversisporales, Gigasporaceae. The record is from the annotation of a GenBank genome assembly.